Molecule: messenger RNA, 2832 nt
Organism: Mesocestoides corti
Lineage: Eukaryota; Metazoa; Platyhelminthes; Cestoda; Cyclophyllidea; Mesocestoididae
Source: the annotation of a GenBank genome assembly
GGCUUGUCAGUAUCGGUUUCUGGUCCGUCUAUGGUAUUUCUUGAAAAAAUUUCGUACACUUGGGAGGACGAAGUUGCGUUGAUUUUUACCGGGCGCUCUGUUGGAGCACUGGGUGGAUGGCUUUUAUCUAUCGCUAUUUUAGAGGAUAAACCCGGUUAUUGCAGUGGCCUUAUUGGCUUCAGUCUAUUUGGACUUACCUUCGUUAAUUUUGGUGUAGCGUUUUCUCAUCAUCUUUGGUGGUUGAUGGCUGCCUUUGCCUUUCAAGGUUGCUUUCUGGUAGUUGCUGCUCAAUCUUGUCUUGUCUAUGUUCUCAAAAAUGUAUCAUCCCCGAAGCGCAUGCAUCAAAUCCUAAUAUUCUGCAGUCUGACUGGCUGCGCACUCACUCCUAUUCUUUUGAUUCCUCUCACUUCUCAAGCCAAGUUAAAUAAUGGACCUGCUGUUGUUCCAAUCACUAAAGAAAACUCAUCUUUUGACCGUACGCCCAUAUUCCGUGCUCUUUUUCGCCCUACACGUUUGGCGGUUAACGAUAACCCCAAUCUUGUCGAAAUCCCUAUGUCAAAUCACACAAUCUCUGAAUAUAAUAUGAGCAUCGGAAAUACUACGUCGCAGCCAGCUGCACUCUCAUACAGAGAAACUACUGGAAUUCCUUCAACAUCAGAACGUCCCCAGCAGACUAAAUUAACCUCUCUUUCCUAUGCACCUCCAGCAAAUGAAUCGUCUGUGUUAAAACCUCUGGAAGAAAAUGAGAACUCUACAAGUACACAACUGAAUGUCUUAUUAAAUACAUCAAUAUCUGAGAAGGUGAACUCUUCUACCACGUCUAGGGAAGAAAGACCGAUGAAACCUUCUGUUGUAGAUGCAGAACACUUGAAUCAGGAUAGCAAGUCAGCAGAUGGUAGUAAUCCAGCUGUGAAAAUGAAACAAGCUGAUGGUGAUGUUAGAUUAAGUGAAGCAGAAGAGCCAAAACUUUUAGAUGCUGCUGAAGGUGGAACGAUGAAGAAACCUUCUGUAGUCGAUGCAACUCAUCUUAGUCAAGACUUUAAGACUGCAGACGGAAGUAGUACUGCAGACAAGAUGAAACAGGUCCAUGAAGACGUUCAUGAAACCGACGACGAACUGUCGCCAAUCGUCGUGCCGUCCCUUGAGCCGACACAUAACGCUUCACAUUCGGCUGCAAACGACUCUACGAUUGCUGAGGUGACACCUAUCAUUAAACCUUUAGCGCCGUUUGUGAAAGCCAACUCUACAGGAACACCUCGGGACUUAGUUGAAAAUCCACGAAAGCUAAGAUCAAAUGAUUCUUACCGCCUUACCUCUUCUUACAAUAAUAUAUGGAACAGAGGGUCUCCUCGUCCCUGGAAUCACGAGCUUACUCGUGAGCAAUGCAUAAAAUCAGUUCGAUAUGUUUAUUUGUCAGUCGGCCUGCUGACGCUGAUUGCAUGGUUUAUUUUACUUCCAUUAACUGGAUUUUUCAAGCACGUGCGUCUACUUUGCAGUUGCUUUAAUGACCACUCCUGUCUGCAACGCACCUCCCUGGUUCAAAAUCGUUAUCACGAAGCUAGUUUUGCUGCAUCGGCGAACGAUGAUAAAAAUGAAAGUGAACACGAUGAUGAAACUCCACAACCUGGCACCAGCUGUCUAGUUGAAAAUGGCUCGAGUCCACCCCCACAAGGAGCAAAAAAUGUAACCUGGAACGCCAAAUUAGCAGAUCGUCAUCUCCAAGGCCAACCAGUGUUCCGUGUCAGUGAAUCCGUACCUAACUUUGCUGUUCUUCGCUCUGUCCGUCAGCACCAAGCACAUCAUCACCGGCAUGCCUUGGAAUCUUCUGGCGUAGGGGCAAAUGAGGUUUUGGAUACCCCAGAACAAUCAGUUUAUUUAAAUUAUGCACCGGAACCUACGGUCUGGCCCUUGAUAAACUGGCCAACAAACUUCUGGCUUCUUGCUGCAGCCUUUCUCUUUGCGGGUUUUGAGACAACAUACGGGGCUUUCCUACACAGCUUCACCUUGAGAACUCUUCACUGGAUACCGAGUGAUGCCUUGUGGGUUACGGCGAUUUAUUGGGGAGGCAACGCGAUUGGCCGUCUUUGUUGCCUUUGUUUGGGUGCCAAAUCAGACAUGGGCAUUUGCCUCCUUCAGAACGCUGUCAGCCUGCCACCACCCCGAGCAGUCGCACCAAGCAACCAUAGACGCGAAAAAAUUGUCCGAACCGCCGCGCUUUGCUUCCGUACAAUGGGCUCUUUGAUCUGUCUCAUUUGCGCCAUCCUGUUGAAUCAGUUAACUUCAGCUCGUAUAAUAUAUUUUCACCGACCCCAGUCGCUGAGCUUCAGACUGCUCGAAUCAUUGAAUAUCUCCAGAGACCGCGCCACCUGGAUGGGGACCCUUGGUCUCGGUUUAGGUCUGGGUAUCACAGCAGGUUCAGGACUGAACGUAUACAACUCUCUUGGCCGUCGGCUCUAUCUCGCUUCGCUGCUUGGUCAAUUGACCGUUCCGGCAACCGCUGGCUACCUCACUGAGCGAAUGUUACACAAAAACGCCUCCGAAACUCUGGGAAGAACGGCUGUAAUCCUCUCUUUCUUCAUGUUUCUUUGUUUUCUCGUUGAUUUAAUUCUGCGUGUUGCUCGCCGUUUUGCUUGGUGGAAGAUACUCACCGACUGGUUGUCCUGUUUCCCAGAGGCUAAUGAAGGAACUGGGGUCAACGAGACAAAUGUUGGCGUCAGUGGAGACGUCAAUUUAAAGACCUUUUGUGAAGGUCCUUGGAAACCCCUAACUUCCCCUCUGGUUGACGCUAAAGAGACUACUAAAAGGAAUAGUUUAAACACUUCAGGGAGCUAA